Molecule: messenger RNA, 758 nt
Organism: Dendroctonus ponderosae (mountain pine beetle)
Lineage: Eukaryota; Metazoa; Arthropoda; Insecta; Coleoptera; Curculionidae
Product: coiled-coil-helix-coiled-coil-helix domain-containing protein 2
Exons: 4
Coding region: 177-590 (137 amino acids)
Biological process (GO): mitochondrion organization
Cellular component (GO): nucleus; mitochondrion
Source: RefSeq, a predicted model, not a curated record
UAUUUACGUUUGGAGGUCGGGAGGCAAUUCGAGUUUUCUAGAAACACAAACUCUAACGUCAGCUUUGACAAAAAUCGAGCGAAUCUCAUUGAUUUCGUUGGUGUUUUACGUAACAGUACGUAAAGAAGUGCUUUUGAGUGAUUCUUUUUCAACUGCGAUAAAUACAAGUAGAAAAAAUGGCAAGACGUGGAAGAACCGCCCCAACCAGAAGCAACGUACCAGCUAGGAGACCAUCUCCCCCACGUGCUCCUGCACCUGCGCCUCCCGCAGCAGCAGCCCCCUCUCAAGGCCCGGGUCUUUUCGGGCAAAUGGCUGCUACUGCUGGAGGUGUUGCUAUUGGAAGUGCCGUUGGACACACCAUUGGACAUGCUGUUACUGGAAUGUUCAGUGGUGGAUCCAGUGAAGCUGCGGCUCCAGCAGCAGCACAAGCUGCGCCAGUUGCUGGUCAAUCUCAGGCUGGUGAACCAUCUGGACCUUGCGCAUGGGAGAUUAAGCAGUUCUUGCAAUGCGCUUCAACCCAGUCUGAUUUGACAUUGUGCCAGGGAUUCAACGAGGCCAUUCAGCAAUGCAAAAUUAAUAACCGUUUAUAAAAUGGAUCUUGGCUACCAUGUCCGUAGAAGAGUAAAUUAUAGUGAAAUAUGCGCUAUAGAUUGCGACUAUCAAGAAAGCAGCAAUGGAAAAUAGAACAUAAAACUUGCAAUUUCUAUUAUGUUACUGCAACUUAAUAUAUUAAAUAAAUAGUUGUGUUGUAAUCGGUG